Molecule: messenger RNA, 630 nt
Organism: Spirometra erinaceieuropaei
Lineage: Eukaryota; Metazoa; Platyhelminthes; Cestoda; Diphyllobothriidea; Diphyllobothriidae
Source: the annotation of a GenBank genome assembly
AUGCCAAUGGACGCCCACCGUGAGGAACGCCCCUGGAUCCGCCUCGCCUACAGGACAGACGGCCAACUCCUCAAUCAACUGCGGAUGCACUUCCAGUCGCGUGUAUCCGCAACUUCCGUCCACGCACUUCCAUUCGCCGACGACUGCGUUCUCAGCUCCACUUCAGAAGGGGACAUUCAAAGGAGCAUGGACCUCUUCUCCGCCGCCUGCGACAACUUUGGUCCGGCCAUCAACACGGAGAAGCCGGUGGUUAUGCAUCAGCGGCCACUCGACACUGCCUACGUCGCACCCCGAAUCAACGUGAACGGCGCCCAACUGCAAGUCACGGACAAAUUCACUUAUCUGAACGUCACUCUCUCCUGCAAUACCAAAAUCGACAAUGAAGUGACCUGCCGGAUUCCCAAAGCCAACCGAGCCUUCGACCGCUUGCAAAACACAGUCUGGAAUCGACACGGUUUCCAUUUCAGCACCAAACUGAAGAUGCAUGAGGCAGUCUUUCUGACGACGCUGCAAUAUGCAGCUGCGACGCUGCGGCCCCUCCGCUGCUUGUGUAAUUCGAGUGUGAUGCUAUCACAGCGCGUCCAGCUCGGAUGCCCAUUCACACGGCAAAUCAGCGCUUUCCUCAUCUGA